Eurytemora carolleeae is the source of this 838-nucleotide messenger RNA. RefSeq lists its product as uncharacterized. The record is from RefSeq and is a predicted model, not a curated record. The transcript has 7 exons. Bases 78 to 488 code for a protein of 136 amino acids. Lineage: Eukaryota; Metazoa; Arthropoda; Copepoda; Calanoida; Temoridae. Gene Ontology annotation, molecular function: hydrolase activity, hydrolyzing O-glycosyl compounds; polysaccharide binding.
AAUGUGUCCAGUGUGUCCCCUUGGUUUGUCCUUGACUAUAGAUGGAUUAGUGUUUAGAGAAAACCAGACAGAGAAACAUGUUCCUCAACUUUAGUUUGUGCUGUUUCCUGCUUGCACAGCUGUCCCAUCAGACUACAGCUGCUGAAUGUGCAGGCUCUAAAUAUGUGAAAAAGUGGACUCUAUGGGCAUCACCUGGAACUGGUUUAGCAGCCACAAUAACUGUGCCGGUAACUCAGGAUGAGGAUGGCUGGGUGGUAGAGUUGAAUUUUAACAAAAACUUUACAAAGCUACAAUUCUUCAAUGGAUUGACAGAGGUCUCUGAAGGGUCUGUUUUCCAAGUUAGCAAUGAGUCCUGGUCUGGAAGGAAAAAAGCUGGAGACACCAUUGCAUUUAGUCUUCUAGGAGAUUGCAAGAAUGAUAACGCUGAAACUCCAAUAGCUCUCACAUCAAUUCUAUUUAAUGGUGUUGAUCUGUGUACAACUAGCUGAACCACUACACUGUUAAAGUUUAUUUAUAUAGCUGAGUCUAAUAUUGCCUAUAUAUCGUUAAUGUUUAGUCUAUUCUUGUCUAAAUAUCGUUAAUGUUUAGUCUAAUAUUGUCUAUAUAUUUAGUCUAAUCUUGUCUAAAUAUCGUUAAUGUUUAGUCUAAUCUUGUCUAAAUAUUGUUAAUGUUUAGUCUAAUAUUGUCUAUAUAUAGUUAAUGUUUAGUCUAAUCUUGUCAAAAUAUCGAUAAUGUUCAGUCUAAUCUUGUCUAUAUAUCGUUAAUGUUUAGUCUAAUAUUGUCUAUAUAUCGUUAAUGUUUAGUCUAAUAUUGUCUAUAUAUCGUUAAUGUUUAGUCU